Molecule: messenger RNA, 522 nt
Organism: Macrosteles quadrilineatus (aster leafhopper)
Lineage: Eukaryota; Metazoa; Arthropoda; Insecta; Hemiptera; Cicadellidae
Gene: Obp69a
Product: general odorant-binding protein 69a
Exons: 7
Coding region: 34-468 (144 amino acids)
Biological process (GO): sensory perception of smell
Molecular function (GO): odorant binding
Source: RefSeq, a predicted model, not a curated record
CGUGACUUUAUACAGUUGAAGAAGUCAUCAGCGAUGGGUUUUGGUAUCUUCGUUGUGUUUUGCUACGUUCUAUUGAUUGCUCAGGCAAAACUAAACUGGGAGAGAACUGAGAAGUUUAUGGCAAUGUGUAAGGCUGAAACAGGCGCCGAAGAGACUAUGGACACUAUUGUGGUCAAAGAAGAGCUACCAACAAAUCCCAAAGGAAUGUGUCUGAUAGAAUGUUUAUUGAGAAUGCAGGGAAUUUACGAUACAGAUGGAGUAUACCACGAAGAUGGUACAAAAAAGUUGUUAGAAGAGUAUUUUGAGGAAAGUCCAGAAAACGUGGAAAAGGUUUUGAGAAUAACCACAGAAUGCAGCAAGAUUGAUACGACUGGACUGAACAAAUGCGAGGCUGCAGUGAAACAUGUGGCAUGUAGCAGGAAAAAAUGUGCACAGGAAAGCAUUGUUGUCAUCAAAGAAAGGUCAUGAAAAUGUUCAGUUGAUGAUGUGGUCAGUUUCGUAGUUUAAAGAUUCGAAAAUAAA